UCGCGGGUGUUUUUGGAACCAAUUCUCCGCGCUAAACGAGGGAUUACUGUAGUUGGAAAGCCUUACCCAUUUUUAAAACCCUAAAUUGAAAACCCAACCCUAAUUUAAACCCCCAAUUGAAUCAGGAUUUCGGAUUCAUACUUUGAAUCAAAUCCUACUUCGAUUGUGCAAGUGUACUUAAUAGUAAAUGUUGAAUAAAACUCCCCCCCCCUCUUGUUUGGUUGCUUCCCACCCCUUCAUUCGGCCUGUCCAAUAGGAACACCGGAGUCUUCGGCAUGGGCCAAUCAGCGACGAGGGAUGCUAUAGAAUGGAAGUUUUUGAGUUUGUGAUAGAUGGAGUGUAAAGAGAGUCGGCGUGAGACGGACUGGACUUGAAAUGCGCAAAUGGAUGGGAAAAGUACACCGGCAGAGUCAAAUGUCUUCAUUUUGUUUUCUCUAAUCAGGCUGGAAUGCUUGUAAAAAGUCGGAAAUAAGGAAAUCUUUCUCUCUCGCUCUCUCUCUCCACCCCCCAAGUGUGCGUCGAGGAGCUUGGCAGGUGUUCGCUCGCGAGGGAGCUGCUCGCUUCACUCAGUCUGCGCCCUGAGCUUCAACAGGGUGCCAGCGGGGCUGCGAAAGGAACCGCCAACUUUGAGGACCACAACCCCCGAUAAGAGUUGACGGAACCCCGGAAGAUAUUUACUACUGGCGGGUAAGCAACGGAGUACCGCGAAUGGACUGGCUGGUCCCGGGUAAGACGUCGGUGGCGGCGGCAAAAGGGCAACCGUGACGCAGUGGAAGAGCACGGAUACCCAGUGGUCCUUCCUCCGUUUCACAACCAACUUUUUGCCGCGUUGCUAUAAACUCUUUCCCGUGUCCUAAAAGAUUAAAGCACCAGACUGUGAACUAAAGAGCACAAACAAGGUAUUUAAUCGUUCUCUUCUGGUUUUACGCUAACCUGUUGUGCCACCGGCGGUGCCCGCCGCAUUUACCCGAGGAAGGCGACCCAUCAGCGGGGAGAGUAAAGCGUCUCGCUACCACCAGCUGCUCACUAACUAGGAGUGUAGUUGGGAGUACUAACUAAGCGGUUUAGUAAGACUGGUCCACAUAUUUCCACACUUGGAGUAUUUGAACUCAUCGAAUCAAUUACGGAAUUGAUCCCCGGAGAGCGGCUUAAUUUGGGCAGAAUUUACGUGAUCGCUGCUGGUUUUCACAGCAAAUCUCGGACAAAGUGGGAUUGGAGAUCGAUAGUGGAGAGUAAGCCGAUAAGUCAAAAAAAAAAAAAAAAAAAAAUCCCCCCUAACACUCAAAUGUAAUAAUUCAGCACGCAGAUCAGCCAUGUACACCGGCCGGGCGAUGGAAGACGCGGACUCCGCCACAGCACGUCCACAUCGCCGGGUGUUCUAGCCGUGAAGUCUCCCUGGCUCCGCUCCUUCCACCCCAAGCUGACUUUUGAACGCCAAGACCGACUGAAGUCAUCAGCCGUGAGCCGCAUCAGAACUUUGGGAUCUGGGAAUUGGGACUUACCUUCCCGGGAGUGAACAGUGUUGCCUGAGGCUCCCCUAUGUUGGGAUUUUGCCGGUUCGGAAGCCUUCCGGAGGUCAUGGAGGGAUUCUCUCUCGGCAGUGUGAGGAUGAUGCUGAGAAGCCGGCAGGCUCCUGUCUUGCUCCUGCUGCUCCUACUCGGAUGCAACUACCACAUGUUGCACGGCCAAGAGGUGGCGCCCUACCUGCGAGGGGUCGGCCUGGAGCAACAAGUGGUGCUGGAGGGAAACAGACUGGUGCUGACCUGCUUGGCUGGAGGCAGUUGGCCGCUGCAGUACCGCUGGUCUCUCAACAGCAGCAACAUCACCGACUGGACGCCGCAGUACAGGUUAUUUGUGCCGUCGCUGCAGAGGACAGACGCCGGAUUGUAUCAAUGCACUGUGAGGAACAGGAUGGGCGCCAUCAUACACGGAAGAACAGAGGUGCAAGUGGCCUUUAUGGGGAGGUUCUCAGGCCAAGAGCAGAGAACGACGGUGAGCCAAGGCCAGGCCGCCAUCCUCAGCCCGCCUCCCUUGGCGUCCUUCCCUCAGCCCUUGGCAACUUGGUACAAAGAUGGACACAAGAUUAUUCCCAACCACCGAAUUGCCAUCGCCUUGGAUAAUCAGCUGGUCGUCCUGGCAACCACCACAGCCGAUGCGGGACGUUACCACGCGGAGGCCGUGAAUGAAAUGACGGGCGAUAAUGUCACCAGUCCCGCUGUCUAUUUGAGCAUCUCGGUUGGCAAGAAGAGCCGAGGGUCAACAGAUUUGGAGUCAGACGUUGACGCUCCGGCUAUUGUGAUCGGACCUACAGACACGACAGUGUUGGCAGGGACCAAGGCCACCUUGGAAUGCAUCGCCAAUGCCAGAGAUGUAGACAGCUUGCUUGUAGUAUGGAAACGGGAUGGGCGCCACUUGGCCAGUGGGCGUCAGCUGGUGAUUCCCGUCCCGACCUCCUCGGACGGCGGCGAGUAUGUUUGCGAAGCGCUGCUCGACAACAGCACCGCCAAAGUUGCCCAGGCCAGGGCGCACCUCACUGUCAUUGAGCCACCAUCUUUGACCGCUCAGCCCCAGUUGAAGAUCAUUGCUCAGAUUGACAAAAAUGUAGAAAUUCCUUGCUUGGCCACGGGUGUGCCUCCGCCCAGAUUGGAAUGGUACAAAGACGCCGUGCCUCUCUCCAAGCUAGCCAACCCUCGCUACAAGGUCACGAGCGCGGCGGGCCUGACGGUGCGGCGAGUGCAGCCGGGGGACGGCGGGAUAUUCCAAUGCUUCGCCCGCAACGCCGCCGGAGAGACGCAAGCUCACACGCAGCUCCUCGUUUCCAAUGCGCCUCCGACCUUCACCGAGCGCCCAUCCGACAAAACCGUGACUGAAGGGAACACCGCCUUGUUUAUAUGCCAGACGAGUGGCGCGCCAAAGCCUGGCAUCACCUGGAGGAAAGGAUUGCAGGUGUUAGCGAGCGGUUCCGUGCAGGUUCCCAGGUUCACACUCUUGCAGUCGGGCAGUCUGCAGGUUCAACCUGUCAGCUUUCAGGAUUCGGGAGAAUACACCUGCUUCGCUUCCAAUUCGGAGAAGACCAUUAAUGCCACGGCAAAGCUCACUGUCUUGAGUCGCACCAUCAUCUCUGUCCCCCCGUCCGAGCUACGUGUAAUCAAAGGCACCACGGCUUUUUUGGCCUGCAAUGCAACACAUGACCCGAGAGUCAACGUCAGCUUCAAAUGGGAGCGAGGAGGUGCGCCCAUCUUGACCACCAGCGGGGGGCGUGUCUCCGUACGCCAAGGCUCCCUCACCAUUGGCCAGACUUGGUCAGGUGACAUCGGGGAUUACACCUGCACUGUGAUCUCGCGGGCUGGCAACGAUUCUCGCUCCGCUCGCCUGGAAGUCAUCGAGUUGCCACACUCUCCUCGCUCCUUGGCGGCGCGUCUCAACGACUCUGACUCACGUUCGGUCCUGCUCUCCUGGCUUCGUCCUUUCGACGGCAACUCUCCGCUACUCUACUAUCUGUUGGAGCUCUCGGAGAACAACUCUCCAUGGAAGGUCUACCUGUCCGAGGUGGACCCCACAGUGACCAACAUAUCAGUGGGAGGGCUCACCCCUGCCCGGACUUAUCAGUUCCGACUUUGCGCUGUCAACCACGUGGGCCGGGGUCAGUACAGCGCCGAGACGCAGCGGUUGAUGCUGAGAGAAGAAGCGCCAAGUGCCCCCCCGAAGAACAUUGUGGCAAGCGGGCGAACAAACCAGUCCAUUAUGGUCCAGUGGCAGCCUCCUCCAGAAUCGCAGCUCAAUGGAGUCCUCAGAGGAUAUAUGCUCAGGUACCGUCUAGCGGGCCUUCCAGGUGACUACCAAGAGAAGAACAUCAGCAGUCCGGAGACCAACUACUGUUUGCUAAAGGAGCUGAUCAUCUGGACCCAGUACCAGAUCCAAGUGGCUGCCUAUACUGGCGCCGGCCUGGGCGUCUACAGCAGUCCUGUUAACGAAUACACACUGCAAGGAGUUCCCACAGCUCCACCGCAGGAAGUGGAAGUAGUCGCGAUCAACUCCACCACCAUCCGCUUCACGUGGAAUCCGCCACCUCAGCAGUUCAUCAACGGCAUCAACCAGGGUUACAAGCUGCUGGUCUGGCCCGAACAAGCUCCGGAGGAUGUCACCGUGGUAACCAUCACCCCGGAUUACCCCAGCUCGCGUCACACGGGCCUGGUCGGUGCACUGAAGAAAUUCACCUGGUACUUUGCCUCUAUCCUGUGCUUCACAACACCUGGAGACGGCCCACGCAGCCCACCCACCAUGCUCCAAACACAUGAGGACACACCUGGGCCAGUCCGCCAUUUGAGUUUCACCAAAAUCUUGGACACGUCUGUGCAAGUCAGCUGGGCGGAGCCUGAAGAAAAGAACGGCAUUGUUACCGGCUAUACGCUGUGGUGGGAGGUGUUUGGCGUGCAGUCCAGGCGUGAAGAACGAGCUCUGUCCAACUCUACGCUGCAGUACCAACUCACGGGCCUCACCUCCACCACCACCUACACGUUGAAGGUGGCCGCGCUCACCGCUGCCGGACGGGGCGUGGUCACGUCGGCCAAUAUCUCCACGGGCGUCCCUCCAGAACUUCCUGGCGCUCCCUCCAACUUGGUCAUCUCCAACAUCAGCCCUCGGACCGUGACCCUGCGCUUCCGACUCGGUUCUGACGGCAAGACGGCCAUCUCGCGAUGGAUCGUUGAAGGCCAGGUGGUGAAGGAGGACGGCGCCGAGGACGCCUGGAGGGUUGUUUACCAGCUGGACAACCAGGCGGGCGUUGACAGUUUGGAGAUCCCCAACCUCACUCCCUUCACUCAGUAUAGGUUUCGGAUGCAGCAGGUGAACAUCGUGGGCUCCAGUCCCCUUAGCAGCCCCUCCAGGCUGAUCCAAACCUUACAGGCGGCCCCUGACACGCACCCGUCCAACCUCACCGUGUUGUCUCCGACACAGAGCGCCCUUUGCUUCAGGUGGAAGCCUCUCCCCGAGUCCGAGUACAACGGCAGCCCGGAGACGGUGGGCUACCGGCUUCGCGUGCGCAGAACAGACGGCCUGGCUGAGGAUCGGACUGUGGAGGUAGAGGGGGUCACGGGUGAGGUCACCGUCGAGGGCCUGGACCCAUGGACGCACUACCGGACCCGGAUACAAGCCUAUAACUCCAUUGGACCUGGCCCGUGGAGUGACGGAGUCUCCGCUCGCACGGCUGAAUCUGUCCCAUCAGGAUCUCCCGUCAACGUGACUGCCGAUGCCGUGAGUUCCACCAAGAUUCUGCUCACGUGGUCUCCUGUCCCUCAGGAGAGGCGGAAUGGGGCAAUCCUCGGUUACAAGGUGUUGUACUCCGAGAAGGACUCACAACGUCCUCCCAGUGUGCUUUUGGCGGAAGGAGAGAGGAACGCGUCGCUGCUUCUCGGCACGCUGAGGAAGUACACCGUAUACUCGCUGCAGGUGUCGGCGUUCACGAGGAUGGGCGACGGACCCCCCAGCAGCCCCGUGCUACUGAGAACCAAAGAAGACGUCCCAGGACCCCCUGUCAGGGUGGUGUUCCCAGAUGUCCGCCUGUCAUCGGCCAGGGUGGUGUGGGAGCCUCCCACAAACCCCAACGGCAUCAUAUUAGGCUACCAAAUCGCCUACCGCUUGGAGCACAGGGACAGUCAGCAGUGGACCACGGUGGAGGUGGGGUCCAACGGACGCCAGUUCACCGUCACCGGACUCACCUCGGAGCAGACCUACGUGUUCCGGCUGAUGGCUCGCACCGCAGUGGGUUGGGGCCAGGAACACGUCGCCCUGGUGGUCACCACGGAGCGAAGAGAGCGUCCCCAGCCUCCCAGGAAGUUGGCAGUUCCUCAAGAUGGCGUUGAAGCACGUCGGCUCCGCCUUCAUUGGGUGACUGGCAGCUCAGGCUCCUCCCCCGUGAGAUACCUCACCGUGCAAAUCAAAGAGCUGCCGGAUGGCGAUUGGAUCACAAAUAUGGCGGAUAUCCCGCACAACCUGACUUCCUGGACCGUUGACGGGUUGAAGCCGUUCACCUCGUACAGGCUGCGAAUGGUGGCCACCAACGACAUCGGAAACAGCGUCCUCAGUAAGGAGACGGAUGCGGUCACAACUUUACAAGACGCUCCUGAGGAGCCUCCUGAGAUCCUCACAGUCAAACCAUCAACAACUACCUCCGUCAUGGUCCAGUGGAAGCGGCCCAGCGACCAACGCAUCAACGGGGUGCUGACGGGGUACCGGCUGUAUUAUCGAGAGCUGCCAGCCAACUCGACUUCCUCUGCCAAUGUGCUCCGGGGAAGCAAAAGCACAACGGACGCCCACAUUACAACCAAAAGCACCUUCAAGACGGUCAGCAGCUUCUCGCUGACAGAGUUCGAGUUGACACAACUGAAGAAGUUCAAGCGCUACCAAAUAGUCAUGACCAGCUACAACAUCGUGGGCGAGAGUCCUCCAUCUGAACCCGUCGAGGUGUCCGUCGGAGAGGCAGCUCCAUCAGUGGCGCCCCAGUCCAUCCGAGUGUCGGCCGUGUCGUCCUCCAGCCUGGAAGUCAGCUGGGACAUGCCCCCCCUGGAGACACAGAAUGGACUCAUCCAAGGAUACAAGGUGCACUACUGGCAGAAGAAUAAACAGAACCAGACGGAGAAGGUGAAGGUGAUUUUUGUCCCGGACACACGAAUGCACUUGAGCAACCUGAGUAGCUACACGCAUUAUCUGGUCACUCUCACCGCCUUCAACACGGCCGGCGACGGACCGCCGAGCGACCCUCGCGGUGCACAGACAAUGCAGUCGGCCCCCAGCCAGCCUAGCUACCUUUCUUUCUCCGAGGUGACUGGAGGAAGCGUCAACGUCUCCUGGGGGGCUCCUUUAACUCCUAAUGGCCUGCUGGAGGGCUACCAGGUCAUCUACCAGCCCACCGCUCCGGUGCAAGGUGUCAGCAAAGUGGUGACGGUGGACGUGAAGGGCAGCUGGCAGAGAUGGUUGAAGGUUCGAGAUCUGGUGAAAGGAGUCACGUACACGUUCACUGUCUAUGCACUCACCGUCAGCUACGGACCCCCAAUUAGUGCAAACCUCACUGCAGAGCCCGUCCAAGGCUCACCCGGGUCGCCCAUGGAGAUCUCCAUCACCAAGGCAUCCUCCGCCCUCACCAUCCACUGGGCAGAGGGCGACAGCGGGGCGGCGCCCAUCAGCGGCUACGUGAUCGAGUCCCGUCCCUCAGACGAGGGCGUGUGGGACUCGUUCAUCCGACUGCUGUCUCCCGGCACCAGGUCCGUAUCGAUCCCACUGGAGCGCCUGCGACCCGGGAUCAGCUACGAGUUCCGGGUCAUCGCCGUCAACCGCUUUGGCUUCGGACAACCCAGCACGCCCUCCGCAGCACUCGCUGCCUUGUCCGAGCGUCCUUUCUACGAGGAGUGGUGGUUCCUGCUUGUCAUGGCGCUGGUGGGCCUCAUCCUUAUUCUCAUCCUGGUCUUCGCUCUGCUGCUGCAUGGCCACAGCAACAAGUACAAGGCCUGUGGCACAGGAAAGCACAUGUCUUCUAUGGAGGAAUCUGUCACCCUGGACAACGGCGGUUUCACCACAUUGGAGCUCAACAGCAGAGCGCUCACCAACACCAAGAACACUUUUCUGAAAAAGAACGGGACCAGGUCACCGCCCAGACCAAGUCCAGGCGGUCUUCACUACUCGGAUGAGGACAUCUGUAACAACUACAACGGAGCGGUUCUGACGGAGAGCACCACACUCACAGAGAAACCCACCGAAGUCUCCGAGUCAGAGCUGACGGACAGCGACUACGAGGACGAGCAGCCCAAGCAUUCAUUCGUCAACCACUACAUGAGCGACCCCACCUACUACAACUCGUGGAAGCGGCAACCCAAAGGCCUCAAAGCGCUGGGCUCGCCGUUCAGCUACGAGGAGUGUGCCGCCGCCGCCGAGUCGGAGCCGUAUUACCAGACGGUGGUCACCCAGCACAGCGCGGGCGGCGUCUACACGCCAACGGGUCAGCCGGCGCUCGCCCACGCCAACCCCAACCCCAACCCGCCCGGCUCGCGCACGCCCGUGACCGGAUUCUCCUCCUUUGUGUGA
Molecule: messenger RNA, 8076 nt
Organism: Syngnathus acus (greater pipefish)
Lineage: Eukaryota; Metazoa; Chordata; Actinopteri; Syngnathiformes; Syngnathidae
Gene: sdk1b
Product: sidekick cell adhesion molecule 1b
Exons: 46
Coding region: 1540-8076 (2178 amino acids)
Biological process (GO): cell-cell adhesion
Molecular function (GO): protein binding
Source: RefSeq, a predicted model, not a curated record